GUUCUCCUGGAUUCAGGCCAUCUUGCUGAUCGGAGCUGGGGCGCUGCUCCACUAUGGCGAGAGGAAGUGGCACGAGAGAUUCAUCCUAUCGACGACGACGCCGAGCAGCGACCUCAGGUCGAUUGGGUAUUGCGUCGUCGCAACCCCAGACGGUGACAUCUAUGGUGAAUCACUUGCUGCACCAAACGUCCAGGGACUUGCACUCCUCGGAGAGGACCGGGCUGCGCCUCCUGGCCUCGCCAGGCGGAACAUCUACAGGUUCGAGGAUGGCAACAUUGGCCACGCUCCGGACGCAACGGAGAUUGCCCAUAUGCGUGGAGCUGCUCUGCAAGAACAGGCCGACCUGCAGAAGGAGAUCGAUGAUCAUGGCGUUGGUGUUGCCGCGCCACAUGUCGUCGCAUCCACUCCCGCCCCAACGGCGGCGACGGCGCCUAUCGGACCAGUGCUUGCGCCUGCUGCAGGUUUCGUUUGGGUUGUCGCUGCCACUGAGGGAGUCAGGGCUCGAGGGAGUCUCGUCCCCUUGAACCAGGUUGUUGGCGGGUAUCAGGCGGGUACGAAAGGAGUUGCCGGCCUGGCCGAUGGGUCUGUGAUCUUUGCGGAGUUGAUUCCUGCCCAUGAGCUCCAGGCCUACGCGACUGCUGUGACUACUCCUCCUACGGCGACUGUUGUUCCUCCUCCCGGUGGUGGCGCCAUCGGCGUUGGGAUGGCAGACGAUGCCCGCACCUUGGCUGUUCGCUACGGCACCGAUGGAAAACGCAGGCGGGAAGUUCGAGAUGGAGUUGAGUUGGCCAGUGAGUCUCCCUGGGGGGACUGGCCAAUCAAAGGCCCGCGUACGGCCAGGUGGGUUGGGCAGUACUUCGUCACCAACGGCGGUGGCCCGCUGACCAUGCACAACACCUGGAAGGUCAAUUGCAAGCUCCAGCCCUCGGACAACGGCGUCUUGGAGCACGAGGCCCUUUGCAAGAUGCUCGAGCUCGCCAUUGAGUACGACCAGUUGAACAUUGGUGAGCUUGCUAGCAUCGAACUUGCAUGCCGUCGGCUUCAGAUGAUCCAGUACCGCUGGCGGGAGAGGAUUCUUGGUUCGGUCUCGAGCGGCACAGUUGAUGAUGAAUCUCACUUCUUUUUGGGUGUUGAUCCGACCCGGGGCAAUCUGUGUAUUUGUCCCGCACUCAACAGCUGGUUGGGAGAAGAGUUGCACAAGGAAAGCCAGGCCAACAAGGAGCAGCGCAAAGCUCGCGAGGCCGCAUCUCUCGCUCGCCUUGAGCGCAUGUACAAGGCGGUUGGGCCUCCACCUCAGUCUCGUCCCGAAGAAGCCCUCGAGGCGCUUCUCGGUGGUAUGACCCUGUACUCUCAGGAUACCGAUUGCACCAUUGCCAGUUUCGACGAGACCUUGGUCUCUUGGCCGAGUCCUGGAAGCUGUCCCGUCAACGUGGCGGAGCGGUUGGACCCGGAAACUUCACACUUGUUGUCUCUGGCAGGCAUGCCGGCACUUCUCGCCGAAGAGGGCUCCGCUCCCGAAGAGGAGGUGGUCAAGCCUUACAUGGAUCCUGCACUUGCCAGUUCUCCUAACUCUUUGGGGAGAUUUUAUGGUAGGCUGCACCAGUCUCACAUGCUCACCUUUGUCAGUGGACGGCACGCGCACACCGUGGGCGUGUUCUUUGUGCACAAGAAGAGCGGGAAACUCAGGCUCAUCCUCGACACGCGGGCUGCUAAUCGAUGGCUCUUCCUGCUCAUCUUCGUCGUUUCUUCAGGCUGCAAGGGAGAGGACUACAUUACUCCAGAGUACGCGACUUUGCCCAUGGGUUGGUCUUGGUCGCUUUUCUUCUGCCAGCAUGUGCUCCAAUCAGCUGCCGCCCAGGCCGGCCUUCCUGAGACGGACUGCAUUGAGGACCGGUCCUGGAUUGGUCAAGUUUCUGAAGGCAGGGCUAUUCACGCUGAGUAUGUCGAUAAUUUCUUCGUCUGUGGUAUUGACCGUGAGUUCGUGCAACAAUCUUUUGACCGCUUGAGGGGCAUCCUGGAGUCGUGGGGUUUUGCCAUUCACGAGGUUACCGAAGCACAGCCCAUUGUUGAAGGCCUGGGGCUUAGAUUCGACGGAGCCGAGAGGCGGGUCACGUUGACUAGCCAGCGCGUCUGGAAGCUUCGCCUUUCCGCUAUUGCUCUUGGACGGUUGCGAGGCCCACCGCCUCCCAAGUGGAUCGAGAAGAUCGUUGGGCACUUCACUUUUGCCAUGAUGGUCCGAAGGGAGGCCUUGUCGGUCUUCAGCUCUGUCUACAAGUACAUCCGUGCAUCGCCCUGCGAACAAUGGCGCUACUCCGUCGAGGGUGCCAUCAAAGCGCGGGCCAAUGCCUUGGGACUAAAACCGGAGGAGCAUCUCCCUGCUGAUCUUCAGCAGGAGUGUGCUCGUGUCUGCAGCUCUGAGUUCAAGGAGAUCCCCGCCGGUGUACUCUCUUUUGAGGCCUGGCACACCGUCUUCAGCGGAGCUUGGGAUUAUCAUGAGAACAUCUUGCGGACCGAGGGCCGUGCGAUGAUCAGUGGCAUUCGUCACAAGUUACGGGCCGUGCGGAGCCAGCAGAGGCCUCGCCCAAUCAUGGAGGUCCGGGUUUUGCGUCCCCCAGCUGCGAAAGCUCAGCCUCGACCUUGCAAAAUUCGGCGGAUCGACCCUGCGGUGCCGGACGUGCCAGCCAUCCUGGCGGGAGCGACAUCUGCACUCGAGAUGGGGAAGCUUCGGCGUACUACGACACAGGACCGCUACUCCAAGGUCCUCCUGGCCUUUUACCAGUGGGUCCAGUUCUACCAGAGCCUGACCUCGGACUGGGACGCCCUCUUGACCGGCUACCUGAACGAGCUCUACGUGUUGAACCAAAACGUCAGCGCCGCGGAGUACGUUUUCGCCGCGUUCAAGUUCAAGCACCCCCAGUUCGGCAAACAUGGAUCUCUGACGUUGCCACGUGCCACUCAGGCCCUCGAAGGAUUCCGAAAUCUGGCUCCCCCGCAAAUGAGGCUGCCCACACCUUGGGUCGCCUUCAUCGCCGUCGUGGGCCUGCUUUUGGCGCACGGGGAAGUGCUGAUGGCAAUCGCCCUCCUCAUUCAGUGGGACCUCCUCUUGCGGCCCGGGGAAUUGAUAGGACUACAGCCGCAGCACAUGGUCCCGCCGAUGCCGACGGCCAACAUGCCGUCCUGGGGGGUGAUACUGGCCCCAUCCGAGGAGAGCAACACUCCAAGCAAAGCAAAUGUCUUCGACGAGAGCGUGACCCUCAGUCAGCAAGUGGAGUUCAUCCUGCCCGCUCUCGAGGCGCUAGUGGCCACACGAGCCAAGUUCGGCCCCUUGUUCCCUUUCACCGGGGUGCAGCUCGGACGCAAGUUCAAAGAAGCCGCAGACUACCUGAACCUUCACGAGCUCAACCUGACUCUGCAUGGAAACAGACAUGGCGGCGCAAGCGAUCUCCGUCUGAGGGGGACUCCGCUGAAGGAAAUCAAGAAGAGAGGGCGGUGGGCUGCAGACUCCAGUCUCCGCAGGUACGAGAAGGCGACGCUGGCCCAACAGCAGAUCCACAAAGUACCUUUGGCCACUCGCCUGUACGGUGCCUUCGUGGAGCAACAGUUGCCUCGCAGUGCUCGACUUCUUCAACUUGCAGUGACGUGCCCAGCCGGAUCGAGCCUGGAGCAGCU
Messenger RNA from Symbiodinium necroappetens, 3669 nucleotides. NCBI's taxonomy places the organism in Eukaryota, Dinophyceae, Suessiales, Symbiodiniaceae. The record is from the annotation of a GenBank genome assembly.